AUGAAGCUUCAUCGAUUGCAUAUUUUCUUGCUGGCUGAGAACGGCUUCCGAAUGUUUCCAAUGACAGCUCGCGCUGCAAGUCUGCGGCAGAAACGCAGAAGGGAGGUCGAGAAGUACAUGAGAGACGCAGCACCAGCCAAGUAUCACGACAUCCUGAUUCCGGACUUCGAGAUAGGAUGCAAGCGACUAAUUUUUGAUGACGGAUAUCUCAAAUCCCUUCACAGUGACAACUUCAAUCUCACAACAGCCAAGAUUCUUGAGAUUUUUCUAGAAGGUGUGAGAACUUCCGAGGGAGUCAUACUUGCCGAUGUCAUUGUUUUAGCAUCUGGAUUCAAGACAAAUCAACUCAUGCCCUUCAUGGACAUCGUGGGCCGCGAUGGAAGCCUUAAUGACCACUGGAAAAGAUAUGAUGGACCUGAAGCCUACAACUGCUCUGCUAUGAGUGGAUUCCCGAACUUCUUCAUGUUGCUUGGACCCAACGCAGGGACUGGUCAUACUUCGGCGUUGAUGGCUGCAGAAAAUUCCGUUAACUACGCACUUCGUGUCCUUAAACCAGUCUUUGAGAAACAAGCAGAUGCCGUCGAGCUCUCACAGACAGCGGAAGACGAGUAUUCUCACACGGUGCAAGAUGCCUUGCAAAAGCGAGUGUGGAGUGCUGGUUGUCAAUCAGUAACCUGUCUUCCAUAG
This is a messenger RNA of Aspergillus puulaauensis, 687 nucleotides long. RefSeq lists its product as uncharacterized. The transcript is spliced from 3 exons. The record is from RefSeq and is a predicted model, not a curated record. Bases 1 to 687 code for a protein of 228 amino acids. Lineage: Eukaryota; Fungi; Ascomycota; Eurotiomycetes; Eurotiales; Aspergillaceae.